CCGAUCAGCAUCGAGCCGAGCUUGUCUGGGCUCCACUAGAUGAACUGGAGGAAAAACCAGAUUAUCAAGAGAAAGUGGAAGACCUCAUGCACCUGGCAUGCUCCAGUAUUUUGUGCGGAGGAGGCACCAACCAGGAGUUAGCCCACCAUUGUUGUACGAGUGCAAAGGGGAUAUAAUGGCUGCCCUGUCCCUCCUGAUGCUGAAAAAUCCGAUUUUCUCCAAGUCACAUCACCUGGCGAGCUACCAUUACUCAGGUUCAGACAACUGGACAGCAGCUGAGAGACGCCAGUUCAACAAAGGCAUCUCUGCAUACAAGAAGGACUUCUUCAUGGUGCAGAAACAGGUUUCUACUAAGACGGUGGCGCAGUGCGUGGAGUUUUACUACACAUACAAGAAACAUGUGAAGAUCGGUCGUAACGGAACACUGAGCUACGGUGAAGCAGAGCCCGAAAACAAAAGCACGGAGGAGGAAACGGACCAUAAGCAGGGUCCACAGAGAGCUGAGCCCAGGGACGAGGACAGCAGGAAGUGGGAAGGGUCAGCUGAGCGGAAAGCGGACGUCGGCCCCACCAGGGUGACACACACGCUGCAGUCCACCGACAAUCCUGGGACCGUCCUGAUCAUGAAGAGCCAGGAGGACAUAAAGCGGGAGCCGCCUCUGUCCCGGGUCAUCCAGAUCCCACACCCACCGCCCCCCAGCUCCAAACCCCGCUACGACGGCAACGCACGCAGGACCAGCCCUUCGACCGGCAACAAAGGCCCCGCCGGACAGGAGGGAGAGUUCCCCUGCAAGAAAUGUGGCAGGAUUUUCUACAAGGUCAAAAGUCGCAGCGCUCACAUGAAGAGCCACGCAGAGCAGGAGAAGAAGGCCGCCGCCCUGCGCCAGAAGGAGGCGGAGGAGCGCGCAGCGGCGAAGGCUGCCGCCGAGGCCGCCGCCAUCCUGGCCGCUCGGCAGCAAAAUGGGACUCGGCAGAUGGGCGGGGACAGCACCAACGACGACUCAUCGGAAGGGGAGGACGAAGAUGACGAGGACUGGCAGUGAGAGGAAGGAUGGAUGUGAAUGCUGACUGCAGCACGCAGCGGGGCUUAACACUCAGAUCAAAAGCCAACGGAACGAAGAACAGUGAAGAUACAGUUGACUUUGUGUAUAUUUUGUGGAACAAGACUUCCCUAGCUUGGCUUAUUCAGGGACAUUCAACCCCAUUCUGAGUGUGAAUGUGCAGAGCGGGUGAAUGUGUGGGAACAUCUGAGUGUGUCUGUUCUUUCCACAACUCUACUACACCCCUUUACUCUUGCUUGAAAAGCGUUUCCAGAGUUACCUCUCCCGGUCACAGGGCUCGGUGAAGUCAAAGCCAUGCCGCUUCUCUGCUGUCGUCCCGCCCCCCUGUGCCAGGCCGCCGCCUACCUUCAGCACUUUCUGCAACUCAUUCUCACCUGGAAUUUGUAAGACCCUAUUUUUUUCCUCCCAAAAUGAGCCACGGCACACAUUCGCAUCAGCUGCGUCCCUGCCUACCUACCUACCUACCCGCCGUCCAGCAUCGGAUGAACCUUUUUUUAUCGCAAUGUUUGAAAUCUGACAGCUGGGCGCGACGAAGCCGGAGGGGCGUGUGCUAUAAGGGUAGAUCACACAACAGACAGACACAUGGAAGGACGGACGGACGGGUGGCAUGUGCAAACUGUUGCCUCGGUUUAGCCGCUCUCCUGCACUCAAGGCCGCCAAAUGCUUUGUCUGACGCAUGAUGUGCACCAAAUGAGCCCCCUCCUGUGGGCGCCGUUCAUUUGGGCUUUUGUUCUGUGAACCCCCUCCCACUCAGAAGUCACUUUUUAUAGUUCCCAGUUUGUUCCUCACUGUUGAUGCCUUGGAUGUUUUGACGCUUUUUAUCUCGAAAUGACAAUCAAUUUUACACUGUUUUUUUUUUUAAAUAUAAAUAUACAUAUACAGGUCAAUGUUACUUUUUCUGCCUGUGUAGCUAUAUAUGGUUGUUGUUGUUUUUGUGAA
Molecule: messenger RNA, 1999 nt
Organism: Sphaeramia orbicularis (orbiculate cardinalfish)
Lineage: Eukaryota; Metazoa; Chordata; Actinopteri; Kurtiformes; Apogonidae
Product: ELM2 and SANT domain-containing protein 1-like
Exons: 8
Coding region: 98-1042 (314 amino acids)
Biological process (GO): negative regulation of DNA-templated transcription; regulation of transcription by RNA polymerase II
Cellular component (GO): transcription regulator complex; histone deacetylase complex
Molecular function (GO): transcription corepressor activity
Source: RefSeq, a predicted model, not a curated record